GUUUUGUUUCUCUCUCUCUCUCUCUCUCUCUCUCUCUCUCUCUCUCUCUCUGAAUUUCGGAUCACAACCGUGCCGCUGAAAUGAUAGCACAUUACCAAGCUAACAAACAGCCCGCCUACCCGGUACCUACCCUAGGCAGGAAGAUAAGGGCUCAAAUUAAGCGAAACUAAGUGCCAAUAGUAUGGGGCACGUGACGGUGCUGUAGCUACUGAUUUCAACGUGAGGAAGGAAGGAGACAAGAUCACAGUGAAUGCAUCUUUUAUCGCGGACGCGGGAUUCGGACAGAUGCUUGCUGCUCUUUACUUCUCUGAUCUCGAUCGAGCAUUUCAAAUGCAAGACAUUGUUUCUGUUCGCAUCAACUUUCCCGUCUCCGCACCUUGGCCGCAUCAAUCACACGUCAAUGUCAUAUGGACGCCCAGACGGACGCCUUGAAACACCCCCGCCUGGCUCCAAAUUAUAUCGCCCCCCACCUUUUGGGGGUCAGCUGCGUACGAGAGAAUCACAAACUUUCUCCCAAGGUCGUAUAACAAACCUUCAAUCUUGGUCAUCUUGAACGACCAACUUGGCAGAUAAUCCUUGCCCGAUGAAUCUAUGAGUCGUUCAUUUUUUUGAAUGCAGGGGCAAUAACAGGAGAUGUUGCUACGCGUCGCGUCUCUGGUAUCUAUCUAGAACUAGGUGCUUACCUACAACUUGACAGGUCAGCCGGCGCUGGCUUGCACUAAAAAGCCAUCCCGAACAGUUCGUUCCUGUCUAUAGAACGAUAGCAUUAACAAUGGUUCCAAAAACCGUCCUGUCGACAUUACGGGCCACACAAAUAUUGAUGAUAUUUGGCCGAUAUCGGUGACUCUUGUUCGAAAACGAUGCUCUUAGGCCAUGUUCAGUCAAGAAGUCACUCAGCCGGUACUUGUGUUGCUGAACGCUAAAAACCUACAAAGAAAAGAAACAGCAAAAAAAAAACCAAAAAAAACCGAAAGAGUGUCGACAAAAGAACCUCCAAAAAGCAUCGAUAGCUCUGGUGCGGCCUGGCGGCCGCAUAAUGCAAGUGGUGUGGUGUCCACAGUCACCUGUCAACGGCCUUCAUAUCUCCUGGCUGAUCAAUCCAAGAUGCCAAAAACCCAGCUUUUGCUAAACCCAGAGAAACGCGACUGAAGAGGCGCCGUCGCAAUCUGCACCAAGCCCAAGCCCCGCACGAUGAUUCACAUGUAUGCAAGCCUACCACUUUAGCACGCCGCGACUAAAUCCAACAGAUGGCGCGUCUUUGCAUCCUUGGCGUGCGCCAUAAACAGUUUAGCUCCGGCAGAGCUCCUCUUGGUUCUUUUGCCAGGCCAGGCAAGCCAGGGAGGCACCUCUGAACCCCACACAGCCUUCAGCCGUCGUGUGAAUCACAAUCCAACCCCCAACGUCUACUUAUCCGGUUUCUGCUAUCUACUUGGCUGGCAGAAGGACUCGGGUUUACGCACUCACACGAAUGUGCCCCCCGUCGUCUCGUCUUGCCCGUAGAGUAUUAUGUGACACCCAAGCUGAGAAUGACCAUUCUCCACCAGCACGAGACAGCGACGACUUCCCCGCCGGUGACUUACAUGCUAGCCCGGGACUAUGGUGCUUUUUUUUUGUUUCUGGCAUUUUCUUGGUCCCCGGCGCAAGACCGCCGGGCAGUGUAGACGUGGUGGUGUGGACGCCUGACUAGCCUGCGCAUCUGCCUGCUUUUUUCUUUCUUUUGUUUGCCUGCUUACCACCACCCUCCUCCAUUAUAAAAUAAACUAGGGCUGCUUUUUGCUAUUACCGUUUUGUCCACUCGGCUUUCUUCUCUUAUUUGUGUUGCACUGCAUCCCGGGCACUCCUGUUUGAACGUCGGCUUUCUCUGAUAGGAGGGAUUCGUGAGCCUGUCGUUACCAUUCGUCACAAUUCCUCGCACGAGAUAUCAGAUUCGUUUGAGCCGGCCAGGCCGGCGCGCUAUACUGGGUUCAGCUCAACUCAGCUUAUAAGCAAGCUAUCCCAUCAUCUUUUGUCAGAUUUGUCGGUUCACUUGACUUUUUUGAAGAAAAAAAAAGAUAUAUCAACACCUUGCACGUACUGGUUAGAGUUUUGGACCUUUUCAUCAUGUCGUCUUCCUUCAUCAACAUCCCCCACUUGCCUGGCAGCGUUCACAGCGCCAACACCUCAAAGAAGGUCACCCAACAAAGACCAUCACCAUACCUCAGCAUCCAACACAGCAACGCCAUGGGUAGCUCCUGGCCCCCAACUCAACUUCAUCUGAGGGACAUCAUGACCCCGGACUACGACAACGACAUUCCAAUAUUGGAGCGUAACCUUGACUUCAUCGACGACGAUCCACUGACAUACUUCCUUACGCCAACCAAGGAAGAGGACGACCCGAUGAUGGACUUUGACGCCGGGAUCGACGGCUCCUCGGCCGACAUGAUCCGCUCCGUCAGCCCCUCGCAGCUCGACGGCGGCAAGAAGAGCAACGCCAGCAGCAGCAGCAGCAACAACACCAGCCCAUUCGCCCGGCCGCCGACGCCACCACGCUCACCGCCGGCACUGGGCGAAUCGACGGACGAGGAGAUGGACGACGACGAGGACGACUACAUCCGCCUCGGGUCCAGGAGCCACGCCCUGCUCCCGCUGUCGCUGAGCGACUUCUCCAAGGAGCAGGCCCUGCUGAGGACGGCCUCAUUCCCCGGCCGCUCGCAGCGCGGCCGCAGGGCAACCUACACUGCCAACUCGAGCCGGAGGAGACUGUCUCCCAGGUCGUGGAGGGAGCCCAGCCCGGACGUCUGGAGCAUCGAAGAGGAGCCGGAGGACUCGGGCGCCCUCAAGGCGGCCGAGGACAAGAAGAAGGUGGCGGCGGAGGGAAAGCCCAAGAAGAGGGUCAGAUUUGUGCUGCCUACGGAGGAGUCAUUUCAUUGAUUGAGGAGUUUUUUUUUCUUUUCUUUUUAGUUUUCUUUCGUUUUCUCUCGCCUGAGGCGUUUUUGUUUCGUCUAUCUUUUUCGGGUUUGUUCUGUUCCAUUUUCUAUAUACAUGCUCCUGGAUCUGGGUUAUAUCAACCAGUCCUCGAGGCCGGACUGUGCAUUACUAGACGGACGGCACGGCUGCAUUGGGUUUGGCGUUGGUUAUAUCCUGUUGUUUUCGGUUUCAUUUUCUUCUCUUGUUGUGCAGUCCCACAGCUUCUUUUUGCUGUUGGGUAGUCUGGGUGGCGGAAUAAUAUGUGUGUGUUGUUGAUUAUUUUCCAAGUGUUUUGGGUUCUCACACGCAGUGCCGUAUAUUUUUCUAGGCACACCUUUUCCUAUCGGGUCUCUCAUACGCAUCCACCUUCUACAUCCUACCUCACUCAUCUUUCUUAUUUUCUCAGGGUUUUCUUAUCAACCGAGCCUUAUUGUACACACACGGCUGUCGGGCCGGGGUUAUCUUUUUUCUUAGUACUACUACCUACACUGACACAGAAUGACAACAAUAACACGCGUAAAAUUAGCGCGCAGUCACUCAC
This is a messenger RNA of Pyricularia oryzae 70-15, 3487 nucleotides long. RefSeq lists its product as uncharacterized. The transcript has 3 exons. The record is from RefSeq and is a predicted model, not a curated record. Bases 2101 to 2910 code for a protein of 269 amino acids. NCBI's taxonomy places the organism in Eukaryota, Fungi, Ascomycota, Sordariomycetes, Magnaporthales, Pyriculariaceae.